Messenger RNA from Chinchilla lanigera (long-tailed chinchilla), 8541 nucleotides. It is a transcript of the gene Kcna3, whose product is annotated as potassium channel, voltage gated shaker related subfamily A, member 3. Gene Ontology annotation, cellular component: axon; membrane; voltage-gated potassium channel complex. Lineage: Eukaryota; Metazoa; Chordata; Mammalia; Rodentia; Chinchillidae. The record is from RefSeq and is a predicted model, not a curated record. Gene Ontology annotation, molecular function: protein binding; delayed rectifier potassium channel activity. Gene Ontology annotation, biological process: potassium ion transmembrane transport; protein homooligomerization.
CCCGCGCUCCCGGCCGCCGGCGAGCAGGACUGCUGCGGGGAGCGCGUGGUCAUCAACAUCUCGGGGCUGCGCUUCGAGACGCAGCUCAAGACCCUCUGCCAGUUCCCCGAGACGCUGCUGGGCGACCCCAAGCGGCGCAUGCGGUACUUCGACCCGCUCCGCAACGAGUACUUCUUCGACCGCAACCGGCCCAGCUUCGACGCCAUCCUCUACUACUACCAGUCCGGGGGCCGCAUCCGCCGGCCGGUCAACGUGCCCAUCGACAUCUUCUCGGAGGAGAUCCGCUUCUACCAGCUGGGCGAGGAGGCCAUGGAGAAGUUCCGCGAGGACGAGGGCUUCCUGCGCGAGGAGGAGCGGCCCCUGCCCCGCCGCGACUUCCAGCGCCAGGUCUGGCUGCUGUUCGAGUACCCCGAGAGCUCCGGGCCGGCGCGGGGCAUCGCCAUCGUGUCCGUGCUGGUCAUCCUCAUCUCCAUCGUCAUCUUCUGCCUGGAGACGCUGCCCGAGUUCCGCGACGAGAAGGACUACCCAGCCGCGCCGUCGCAGGACGCCUUCGAGGCGGCCAGCAACAGCACGUCGGGGGCCCCCGGGGGCGCCUCCAGCUUCUCGGAUCCCUUCUUCGUGGUGGAGACCCUGUGCAUCAUCUGGUUCUCUUUUGAGCUGCUGGUGCGUUUCUUCGCUUGCCCCAGCAAAGCCACCUUCUCACGAAAUAUCAUGAACCUGAUAGACAUUGUGGCCAUUAUCCCUUAUUUUAUCACUCUGGGCACGGAGCUGGCUGAGCGACAGGGCAACGGACAACAGGCCAUGUCCCUGGCCAUCCUGAGGGUCAUCCGCCUGGUGAGGGUCUUCCGUAUCUUCAAGCUCUCCCGUCACUCCAAGGGGCUGCAGAUCUUGGGGCAGACGCUGAAGGCUUCCAUGCGGGAAUUGGGCUUGCUCAUCUUUUUCCUCUUUAUUGGGGUCAUCCUUUUCUCCAGCGCCGUCUACUUUGCCGAGGCAGACGACCCCACUUCGGGUUUUAGCAGCAUCCCGGAUGCCUUCUGGUGGGCAGUGGUAACCAUGACAACAGUUGGCUACGGUGAUAUGCACCCGGUGACCAUUGGGGGCAAGAUUGUGGGCUCUCUUUGUGCCAUCGCGGGUGUCUUGACCAUUGCAUUGCCGGUUCCUGUGAUUGUUUCUAACUUCAAUUACUUCUACCACCGGGAGACCGAGGGGGAAGAGCAAGCCCAGUACAUGCACGUGGGAAGUUGCCAGCACCUCUCCUCCUCAGCAGAGGAGCUCCGAAAAGCACGGAGUAACUCGACUCUGAGUAAGUCGGAGUACAUGGUGAUAGAAGAGGGGGGCAUGAAUCACAGCGCUUUCCCCCAGACCCCUUUCAAAACGGGCAACUCCACUGCCACCUGCACCACGAACAAUAAUCCCAAUUCCUGUGUCAACAUCAAGAAGGUAUUCACCGAUGUUUAAUAUGUAAUACCAGUGACAUACUGUGCGCAGUAUUGUGUGAAAUGUGCCCCCCGGUCUGUGUAUGCCCUUAUUUUAUAUAUUUCCAGACCACUCGUUGAGGAAAGGACGUGAAGAAGUGGGAAGCACAUUUCAUUCUCCUUCUCCCUAGUGCUUCAUAAUGAAACAGGUGCCUGUUUUGCAAGUGGGCUGCAUUCUCUCAGCUCUCCUUUUAUUUUUCCCGUCUUAAUUUUGUGAACAAAAAACUUAGGCUAAACUUGAUUUCUAGCACACGCCCUAUUUAAAAAAAAAAAAAAAAAAGUACAUCCUGGGAGGAAGUGAAACUGCAGAACAGUUAGACUUCAGAGUAACUGUUUAACCUCAAAAUUAAAAGGUAGUUGUUCUUUACUAAGUAAAGCGAGUGAACACUUACAUGAUUCUUUAGGACACUAACAUUACUUUAUGGAUUGUUUAGUUCAAUUGCCUGCUCUCGAUAUGUGGAUGGAAAGUCAACUAAAAGAAUGACAUAAACCCACUAUAAGUUUACUUGGUUUUUGACUGGAGCUUCUGUUUCAAUCCUCCUCUUCCGGGAUCUUAAGGGUCUCAACAGCUUUGAACAAAGGGAAAUACCCACAACAUCUUGAUCUGACUAAUUAACAAUUCGGGACUUACUAAGUAUUUUACAAGUAUUAGACUAAAAGAUUCCAGUCAAGUUCUGUGCAUAUGUCCCAGCUAACGUCUGUCAAAGUCUAGAAACAGAUGUUUUCAGUGCUGCUGAGAGAAACAAAAAAAACUUCCUAAUGCAUCUGAGAUAAGCUUCUGCAGUAUCACAAGAAGAUUAAAGUGGCAGACACCCCUUCCAGCGGAAGUUACUAAUUCGGACCUGACUGAUGCAGUUCCCAUAGCAACCCACGUUUCCUGGGAAACCCGAAAAAGGUUGUCAUGGCAUCUCUUGCUCCCUGGCCCCACCCCCAGCCCUUGCUGUUUCCACAGUAACUUUCCAGAUGGUUCCUACUUACGGGAUUUCAUAAGGAAAACUACUAUUUGAAUAAACCGCACAAAUAAAGUUAAGUGUGAGAAUCUAAGGAGGUGAAAGGAGUUGCAAAAUGCAUUUUUUCCUAUGAACACCACAGAUGCUAUCCCAUAAUGGCUGAAUUGACAAGGAAAAUACCAUCUUUGGAAUGUUACAUGUAAACCACAAUAAAGCAUGAUAUAAAUUAAAUGCCAGCUGUUAGGCAAUAAUUUUCAAAAAUGCUCUCUACAGUUUUCUUUCUCCAAGAAGUGAUAAGUCAACAAAAGCCAAUGUAAAAGUGUCCUGUACAUAAGCAAAUGAGAAACUCAGUGUACCUGAAAUCUUACUAGAAGGGACCUUCAGACUUCCUUGUGAAAACAAAAUACAGCUCCUGCAAAAAGACUGUCACUGUUACAGCACUCGAAAAGCAAAAUAACUAUAUAAAGAAUGCUCAUUUUUAACUGAGGGGAUUACAGUCAAUGAAAAGGAGAAUCAGGAAGUAACCAGAUCUUGAAGGAACACCUGCAAGUUUCAGCUAUAUACUAAGGGUUGCCAGCGGACAGACAAAAUCAGGUCCUUGAAGAGCCCCACCUGAGUAGUAUAGCCACCCUAACCAGUAAGAUGCUAAGUUUUCAUUUGCCUGGACCAAGAACGCAGUACCGGUUUUUGCAUCACUGUUGAGCGGGAAUCUGUCUGCCAGCAUAUAUUUUUAUUUCAGUUUACAUUAAAUAAUUAUUUAUAUUAAGAAAACAGCUUGAAGCUGAAGGAUUCUCCUCAUCCUGUGUGCAGCGUGAAAGAUAUUGAUCAAGAGACAAAGAAUGUUAAAAAUAUUAAGGUAUUUCAAUCCUUUGACAUUUUAAUAAAAUCUAAUCAUGCAAGAACUAUAAUCAGUGUUGGAGAUAAAGCAAGCCUAGAUGUUUGUUACUAAUAAGCCAACUAUCACUGUCUUGUUUUUUAAAUUAAUUACUGGACUGUAUUUAAUGAUGAGACAUACUCAUGUCAUACGCAGUGUUCUGCUUAUGUGAAACUUUACUUUAGAAGGUAUGUUCUGUACCAAAGGCCCCCACACAUAGUUUAGCCCACUUACACAUAAAUAAGUAAGGUCGACACUGUGCCCAGAAUAAUGGUAUUAAAGAUAGACUUGCCUAAAAGAAAUGUGCCUUGCUUGAUUAAACAUUCUUUUAUUUUUUAAUUUAAAAUAUUUACUAAUUAGUCUAUAGGUAGGUUUUAGCUUACCUUAACUUUACAAAAUAUAUUAGUACUUACUAUGUCAUCUAUCUUAACUAAAAUUUUGACAUUUAGUUGUACUUUUAAACAGUUCAUAUAUAGUAAUUCAAUUUUAUUUUCAUGGGAUGUUUGAUGUGGUGAGACAAAGCACAUUCUUAAAGAUAUAUAUACUAUAUCAGCUAACGUUUAUAGCUUUUCCUUCAAGAUUAUAUGUGUAAAAGAUCCCUUGACUCAUUUUCUAUUUUUAUAUUCUUUUAGAAAUGGAACUCUUUUUCAAUUAAAAAAGCAAAAUUUUAAUUGGAAAAGAUACUUAGGGGGUCAUGAAGAUGGUUUCCCAUUUGGGGACAUUUCACUUCUGUGCCAUUAUUAAUGUAUUUACUGUGACAUUUCAGCAGAAUGGUAGCUAUUUGUAUAUUAUUUCAUAAGCCUUAUUGAAAGUCAAACUGUGAACAUAUAGUAUAUAAAAGAUCUUUUUCAUUUCUGUAUUUAAUUUUCAAAAUAUACCUGAACAAAUGCAAUGUCCUAUCGUUUAAAUGAAUAACAAUGCUAAAUUAUAAUUAGAGUGCUUGUGUAAUUUUCAUUACUAUAAAAUAUUUCAGGUGCAAAGCCAAGAUUAUAUACUUUUUGAUGCCUUUAGAAGGAAAUACAGGUGAUAAAUUUCAUUAAUGUAUAGGAAUCAUUAACUAAACAGUUAUUCACCUAAUGGCAGCAAAACACAUGAAUAGGAGAUCCAGGUAACUUUCUUUGAGGCAAUGUCUACAAUAAUUAUUUCAUAACCUUCUUCUAAUUUCUUAUGGUCAAAAUUUGCAGACCAGAUCACUAUAGGAAAAAGUGAAAUAAAGCAAUGAGAACUAUCUCAGAUUUCAGCUAUAUGAAUCUCCAAUGGAGAUGAUUUAUAGUUAAAGUGAAAAUAUAGCCACCAUUUUGUUUUUAUUCUGUGUUAGCCCAUGUGGUAGAGAUACUGGCCCAGGGAAUAGUCAGUUCAUUGUCGCCAAGUUAAUCCUUAUAACUGGUGAUCAUAGCUUGGAAUGAUUGAAACAAACCGAUUAACUGUGCUAUAGGAGUUCUUAGACAUGCAGACAUAUUAGAAAGGAUCAAUAGGCACAAAAACUAUCCUCAUAAAGCACCAGUGACACCAUUUUAAUCAUUAUAGUAUAUUUGUAUCAUAUCUGCAUUGUUACUAGAGGCCACAGUUUCAAACAAAUACCAAACCUGGACUCUCACAAGGAAGUCACAGAAUUGUAUCAGAUAAGAAAGCAAAUACAUUCACAGAAUGGGUAGUGAACAUAAUACUCAACUAGGUAAUAGAAUACCAGAAUUCUUACUUACUUCCUAUCUGUGGGACCCUAGGUAAGUCAAUUACCAUAGGUAGGCUCCAGUUUUUUCAGUUGCAAAACGGAUGUGCUGAGUUGAAUAAUCUCCAAGCCCUUUUAAGCCCCAAACUUAUUAUAUUCACUUCCUGAAAAAUACCUUGAAGGAUACUUACACACUCAGAUUUUCUGAUGCAUUUCUAAACAAAACAAUACAUUGAAAUAACAUUUAAGCCUGGAAAGUGUCAUAAAUUUAUCAUUCUUCAAAUUGGUUGUCAAAAGAGGAAAGAUUUUUUCUCCUCUAAGAAUUUUCCCUUAUCUGCAACGGGGUCAUGAAAAAAUAGAAAAAUCACUGCAGAAGGAAAGUAGAUUAAUGGAAUCACUAGAAAUAAAAGAAUAUUUGGUAAGUUUAGUUAGGUGUUAAAGUGGUUAGCCAGUUACAUGCCAGAAUUUUAUUGCACACUCAACAUUGUAAGCCUGGAAGUAGGGAAGGUAAGAAAAGGUUAAGCAAUACAAGUGUUUGCCUUAUCAUCUCUUGAUGCUUUUUACACAAGAGAGCUUAAGCCGGUGUCUAUAAUGUGGUGCUGGCUCUGCCAAUAAAGUUCAUGUCCCCCAGGAAAGUCCCCUUAACUUCUGAGAGCCUCAGUUGCAUUACCUGAAAAGUGGAAAAUUUAAAUUCAGCAAUCAGUUUCUUUCCAUUUUCAAAAAUUCUAUGACAUUUUCAAAAUAUAUGGGUAUAUGUGCCAGUUGUCCCCUGCCCCGGCUACUAACAUAUCACAUAUUUCUACUCAAGGGACUGAAUAGAUUAAAAAUUGAAAUGGUUGUAUUUCUACUAUUACUAAUUGGCCUUAGCAAGACAUAAAAAUGUCAGAUCUUAUUUUCAUCCGACUGUGGCUUAACUAUUAUGAUUUAUCGUUUCAUCUUUAAAAUAGUUAUUUACACAAAAUGUCUUUUCAAAUUAUUCUUCUCUUCAAAUUCUUGUGGUUUCAAAACCUCUCAACAAACAAGAAUGAAAUAUAUUUUGCUUGCCAGUGAACCGCAGCUGGUUGUAAAGUAUAUUUUUGUCACAUUUAAGUCAAAUGCCCUUUUGGAGCCAGAAGCAAUGACUAGUAAAUUAAUAGUCAUAAAAUUUUAUGAAUUUUUUAAUAAAAAGGAGGCCAGGUAGAGCCAUAUUGUAAUUAAUUUUGCUCAGGAGUGAGAAAUAAAAUUCAGGGAUAGCCCAAACACUUUUAUUGGGCAUUAGUGGACAGUUGAGAAAAAAAAGGUUACAGCUUUUGCACAACAAGGGUAAUAGGAACCUAUACUAAUUGAAAAACAGGAGUCUAUUCUGGUUACUGGUUGUGUGAUAAAAAGAGACUAGGUGAGAUGAAUGCUAGAAUCUGGACACUAGAGAAAUUAUUAAAAUGAUAGCAGUCCAUUUGAAUGAUACAGAAAUAUUUUGUCAUACUGAAAUGAUUCAUCUGGAGAUUCGGUAUUAUAUUCCUUUCAUCCAGAAAAGGGGGCAAUUUUUAAAGGCCUCCAUCAUAAUAAAAACGUAUAUUUUCACAAAUGGAGCAAUUAAUUGAACAUUUAAUCUAAUCUUUUGGUUUUAUGAAUCUGAAUUUUCAGGUUUAGCUGUGGUUGAGUCUCUCAUAUAUUAGUGUUAGUGAUCUUUGUGAGAAGUGAUUUCGUCCUUUUUUGUAAACUUUAUGAACUUUGCUAAGUGGUGACUCUAACAUAUUGUAAUAAUACUGUAUCUUACACUCAUUUGUGAACUUAUCAUACCAAACAAACCAUAGUAGUAUCUCUUCUGAUAAAUUUUCUCUGGUGUGAUCUCUUAAUGCUGGGUUUGGGAGUGGGGGAGGUUAAGUAUUUAGUUUACGUAAAGUUGUCAAAAUGUUUUCCUUAAAUGCCAUACAGUUGUAUACCUAUAAACCAAAUAAGAAUAUCUUAUUUUUUCCCAAUUUUAAGGGCACUGUAUAGACCAUUUUUAACUACUCCAUAAAAUGGUAUCAUUUAUGUUUAAAAGAGCCUAGACAUAUUUAUGUAUAUACACAAGGGAAAGCAAACAGUGUAUGUAGUAUUUCUGUGUAAUGUACUAAGUGUCAUAAGAAUCUCUUCUUGAAUUUUAUAGAUGUUAAUUACACAGAGAUUAGAAUAGUAGAUUCACCAUCUCAAGUUUGUUAGACAUUUAUUCAUUGACAUAUGUGAUACUGUGCAAACAUCAUUCACAUAUUCUACUUAAACCCUACAACUUCCACAUGAAGUACUAAUACCACCCAAAAUUUAGAGAUUGAACAACCAAAGUGUAGAAAGGUCAGAUGACUUGUCCAAGAACAUUCAUCAGUACGUGGCUCUAAAUCUCAUUUCUUUAUACUACUCAUCCUCUGUCAUUUGAUCUUUAUCCUGUCAUUGCUAUUAUAUUUAAAACUGUGACUAGAAUUCUAUUUUAAAAGAUACAUUGCAGAAUUUCAGGUUUUAGUGAAAAGGCAUUGCUGCUGCUAUCGUCAGACAUUUUUAGAUACUUCCUAACUGUAGUCCUUCCACAGGGUGAUAUCUAAGCCUUUUCCACUUAGAACAUGUUAAGUCCACACACACUGACUUAAGACACCAGAUUUAUUUAAUGCCAAAAUGCUAGACUGAAAAACAGUCACUGGCUUUUCUCAUUGCCUUCCAGAAGCAACCCAGUAAGUUGCAGAUAAUGAUUCAGAGACAGACAAAAAAACGAAAUCCAUCAUAGUAACCACCUUUCAGCCUCUUUUGUUUUUUAUUACAUGUAUGCUGUGACUGAGGGAGGACAGGAAAGGGGCGGUGUGGAUAAAUGUAUUAUUUCCUGUAUAAAUAUAUUGUUUCCUGUAACCAUGCAAAAAGAAUUGGUCAUCAAAGGUCAGAUAGCAGUAUCAACUUUUAGAUGUAGUUAAAACAUUUGGCAACUUUUCCACAUAUUUAAAAAUGCACUCAAGGAUUGUCCCAGAUACAAUUAAAAUCUGAUGACUGCUCAGUUUAAAUAUCAAGAAUUUUCGUGUGCCAAUCCAUGACAAGAAUUCUUUUCAUUCUUUCACAAACAACAACUCGACACUGUUACUGCUUGCUCUUAUAAGUCACACAGUCUGUGAAACAUUCUGUACUUUUGCUGACUAGUAAUGUAAUGUUACUGUGAAUAUUUAAAUGAAAUAUGUUCUUGUGAUAUCAGAAUUUAAAAUUUUCUCACCUUUCAUUUAGUUCUCCUCAUCAAAUAAAUAAAAGUAUUAUUUUGUAUGGAAUGAGUAGUCAUUAUUAAUAACAAAUAAUGGAACUCUGACUACAACAUAAAAUUGAAAAUACAUUUUAUAUUUUUUAUAAAUUCAUUUUGUUUUGACGUUAAUUUUUCACAUAUCAGUGUAAAGUUAAACUCUUAUCCCAUGCUCUCUACUGUUCUUAUCAUAAUCAUUUUGAACCUUUCAUUAAGUAAUUUCAGGAAAUACCUAUGAGUUUUGAUUUUGUGGCGAUUUCAUCUGAUCCCUUUUUUAAUUUGUCAUUGGAUUUAAUGUGUUUUGUUUGCAAAUGUUACAUACAAAAUUCAAUAAAAGGCAAAAACUA